Messenger RNA from Colletotrichum phormii, 1500 nucleotides. Its product is annotated as glycosyl hydrolase family 61-domain-containing protein. The transcript has 2 exons. The record is from RefSeq and is a predicted model, not a curated record. Bases 1 to 1500 code for a protein of 499 amino acids. NCBI's taxonomy places the organism in Eukaryota, Fungi, Ascomycota, Sordariomycetes, Glomerellales, Glomerellaceae.
AUGAAGUUCUUCACCACCGCCCUGGCCAUGGCCGCCGCUGCCAACGCCCACACUCUCAUGUCCAAGCUGUACAUCAACGGCGAGUCCGAGGGUGAUGCUACCUGCAUCCGUAUGCCCAAGGAGGGAGACACUGCUACCUCUCCCGUUGCCGGUCUGACCAGCGACGACAUGGCUUGCGGCAAGGACGGCCAGAUCGCCGCCGCUUACACCUGCGCUGCCCCCGGCAACUCCAAGCUCACCUUCGAGUUCCGCCAGUGGCCCGAUGCGCGUGCCGAGGGCUCCAUCGACCCUUCCCACAGGGGUCCCUGCUCCGUCUACGUCAAGAAGGUUGACGACAUGACCACCGCCGCCGCCGGCCCCAACUGGUCCAAGAUCUGGGAUGAGGGCUACGACGAGUCCACCCAGCAGUGGUGCACCGACAAGCUCAUCGCCAACAAGGGUCUCUUGACCGUAGAGCUCCCCUCUGGCCUCCCCGCUGGUUACUACCUCGUCCGCACCGAGAUCCUCGCUCUGCACCAGGCCGUCAGCCUCCACGACCCCCAGUACUACGUCGGCUGCGCCCAGAUCCACGUCUCCGAUGGUCCCUCCGGCGCUCUCGAGAUCCCCUCCCAGUACUCCGUCAGCAUCCCCGGCUACAUUGAUGGCACCGAGGCUGGCAACAACUUCAACCUGUACGACAACCCGCAAUACCCCUACCCCAUCCCCGGCCCCGAGCCCUACAGCCCCGUCGGCACUGCUUCCGCCAGCGCCAAGUCCACCUCCUUCAAGGGCGGCGUCCCCGCCGACUGCCUGAUCAAGAACGCCAACUGGUGCGGUAAGGCCGUCGAUGCCUACACCACCCAGACCGGCUGCUGGGCCGCUGUCGACGCUUGCUACGCCCAGGGUAACGUGUGCUUCGACUCCGCCCCUCCUACCGGCGCCGCCAACUGCUACGUCUGGAACGACAACAUGUGCAAGGGCAUCUCUGACCAGUGCACGGCCGGCAACUGGCAGGGCCCUCCCACCAUCGAGAUGACCGCCAAGACCGUCGCCGUCCCCGGCGCCAUCCCCGCUGCCGCGAACCUCGACCUCCUUGGUGGCUCCGCCAACGCCGCUGCCGUUGCUUCCGCCACCCCCUCCAAGACCGCCGUCGCCGCCUCUUCCUCUGCUCCCGCCGCUACUCCUACUGCUGAGUACGCCGCUGAGGACCCCGUCGCUACCAGCGCGCCCGCCGCCACUGUUGCCCCCGUUUCUUCGGCCGCCCCUGUCCCGGCUUCCACCUCCGCUGCCGCCCCCGCUGCUCCUUCCGCCUCUGCUCCCGCCUCAGGUGCCCUUGUCGCCUCCACCGACGGUACCUGCGGUGGCAGCACCGGCUUCACCUGCGAGGGCAGCACCUUCGGCUCCUGCUGCUCCGCCGCCGGCAAGUGCGGCAGCAAGAUUCUGCAGUGCAGACCCUCUUGCGGCUGCCAGACCAAGUUCGGUCUCUGCCUCGAGGCCCGCAGCCUGACGAAGAGCAACUAA